AUGCCUAACUCACCGCCAGCCUAUCUAUUUGUCGUAAGACAUGGAAACCGACUCGACGCUGCCGACAAGAAAUGGCACCUCACCUCGCCGACCCCGUACGACCCGCCCCUGACGUACGGCGGCUUCUUGCAGGCCAGGCAGGUAGGCAACCAGAUUAGCAACUACCUCGAGCAGGCCAAGCUCGACGACGAGGUCUCGCAGAAUGGCGCAGCCCUGUCGGCCACACGCAGGCGCUUCAAGAUUGUUAUUCACAGCUCGCCCUUCCUCCGCUGUGUCCAAACAUCUAUCGGCAUCAGCUCGGGCCUGGCCCAGACGUCCCCCGACUCCAUCUUUGGCCCCGCCGACAUCAUCGUCCCCAAGGCUACCCCCACCUCUCAGCCAUUUCAGUUCAAGUCCAGUCUGCUGCGCCUCGACUCCUUUCUCGGAGAAUGGCUGUCUCCAGAAUACUUUGAGAUGAUCACGCCACCGCCUGGCCCCGCGCUCAUGAUGGGGAGCGCCAAAGCCGAUCUCUUGCGGAGGGAGGAUUAUAGUGCCUACACCGAUCAGGUGCCUCAGGCGCCUCCGGAGAAGCCAGCAUCCAACGGUUCUCUGUGGCAAGCAUCUUCAAGUUCAGGCCCGUCCAGCGGAGCACAGACGCCGAGGUCAGAGUCGAACACUGCGCUCAACGUGUCCGGCUUGGCAUCCGCCCUACCUGCUCGGGAGGGCAAGGGAGAGUAUGUCGCUCCCAGGCCGUUGCACUCCGUGUCUGGUAGCCACAAGAUCCCAGAAGGCCUGGUGGCCCACGCACGAGACUCGUGCGUGACUGUAGACUACCAGUGGGAUUCGAUGAGGGAACCUCUCGACUUUGGCGACGGCGGCAAGUUCGGUGAGGAGUGGACGUCAAUGCAUACGCGCUUUCGUGGCGGGUUGAGGAAGCUCCUUAACUGGUACGCCACCGCAGACACGCCCGCUGACCUGGUUGCACAGCCUUCGAAGGCGAGCGGCGGUGACGGACCCGAGGUUGAGAGAGACGACGAAGAUGUUGAGACGGUCGUCAUCGUCGUGUCCCAUGGCGCUGGCUGCAACGCCUUGAUCGGAGCCAUCACCCACCAGCCUGUACUUAUGGAUGUCGGCAUUGCUUCCAUCACCAUGGCGACGAGGAAACCGAACCUCGACUACAAACAGAUGCUGGCGGCCGCCGGACCAUCAGCAGAACCCUCGGCGAAGCCUCUCGUCCAGGUCGACAAGAUGUACGACAUGCGGCUAUCCGCCAGCACCGAACACUUGAAAUCAUCCAGCGGCUCUACCCCUGUGUCGUCGAGGUCGCAGUCGAAUGCGAACAUCUGGACCGCGCCGACCCCUGGCACGCGAGGCCGGACUUCGACAUUGGGUAGCACCCCUGGCGGCCCGGUCAUGAGCCCAUUCACGUAUUCGGAUCCGUUCUCGUCGACAGGGAGUCGUUCCACAUCGGCCAGCGCUGCGAUGGGAAGCUCCCUGAGGCGCGAGUCGGGUUCGUUCCGACCCACGCCACGCGGGCCGGCUAUUGCCACGACCGGGAUAGCUGGGACUGCCGGGCAAUCACCCCCGCGUAGUCAUUCGCCCGGAACCGGCAAUUCCUUUGGACUCUGGGCGCCGGUGCCAUCCUCGUUGCGCCUGAUGGAUGAUGACGCUGACGAUGCAGACGAUUUUGGCUCCAUGAUGCCCAAUUUUGAUCAAACGCGAUUCGAAUCCGCGGUCGCAGAUGAUAAUUCAGAAACCUCGUCCGUCAAAAUGCCAUCGACAGCUCCGGCGGUAGGCGAUGCGUUUCCCUUGCCAGCAACGUCUUUGCCGGCGGCGAAAAGUCCCUCGCGCGGCCCCGUAUUCGCCGGCCCGAUCAAGCUGAACACGAGCGUCGUCCCGGAGAAACCAGCUGAGGAGAUGAAGAUGUCGCAACUUGGCGGCGGCCUAGGCGGACUUUGGGGACAACCUCCACCGCCGGGUGAGGCGGAAAGGUUUAGGGACCUCAGCCUGAGCAAGCGGCGGUGGACAGUUAAUGAGCGAGCGUGA
Molecule: messenger RNA, 2025 nt
Organism: Purpureocillium lilacinum
Lineage: Eukaryota; Fungi; Ascomycota; Sordariomycetes; Hypocreales; Ophiocordycipitaceae
Source: RefSeq, a predicted model, not a curated record